CUGCAUGCUUCUCAAAGCGUGACUCACCGCCUUGCUUACACCUUAAGCAAGCGUUUCGAUGUCGACGCGUGUACUCCAUCAUGCGAUCCUGACUGCCGGCAAGUCUCUCCCGCUCCCGAUUCCUCGGGCCGCCUUGUCACUUGCACCGGCAUCCCCUUCGCUUGACUUUGUCAACACACCGUCUCCAUCUGCCUUCAAUGCUUUGCUUGACCUCCACGUGUUCAGCUAUGAUCACCCUUGACUCCGCCCGGUCUCCUUGAUUGUCUGGCAUCAAGCACUCCGCUUGGGCCAGAUCAUCUUGCCGUCGACCGCCAAGUUGCAUCCAUCACCUGCACAUCAUGAGACAGGCAAACACAUAUCUCCUACUUCAAUUCCAAUUAGUCCAUAAUCAUUAUGCUCAAAUGAAAUCUCAAAUCAAUUCAAAUCACAUCAAAGUUCAUGCAAAACCGAAGAUCAUCAAACCAAAUAAAUGACAAUGUCAAUCACUCAUCACAAGAAAACCAAGGCACAUUUCAACUUGGUUUCUCAAGAAUACAGGUGUGUAGUUUGGAAUAAACUGCUUCAACUGGGACACGUGAAAGACAUGCUUAGGAUGUGCACGAUUAACCACUGAAUUCUGAGCAUAUGGUUGUAGUUUCAGAAAAACCUUAUCACCCACUUGGGAUUCCCUGAAAAAUCGAUGUUUAUCAGCAUAAAGCUUCAUCUUGAGCUGUGCUUUCUCCAGUUGAGCUCUCAAGUAGCUAGAGUACAGCUGCCUUUCUUUGAGAAGGUCAAUAGCAUCAGCAUUUGUACAUGAUGGAAGGUCAGGAACAACUCCAUAAUUUGGAUCUACACCAUAAAGAGCCUUGAAUGGGGUACAACCCAGUGAAGAGUGAUAGCAGGAGUUAUACCAAAACUCAGCCAUGUCCAGCCAUUUGUGCCAUCUACGAGGAAUGUCACCAACAACACAUCUCAAAUACAUUUCCAAACAUUGAUUGACCCUCUUUGUUUGUCAAUCGGUUUGAGGGUGGUAGAUUGUACUCAUUUGUAGCAUAGUGUCCACCAGCUUGAAGAGCUCUUGCCAAAAUGUGCUUGUAAAGACCUUGUCCCUGUCUGAAACGAUAGAAUGUGGCAGACCAUGCAGCCUAACCACCUCAUGAAAAAAUAUCCUUGCCACAUGUAAUGCAGUAUAUGGGUGUUUCAGUGGAAUAAAGUGUGCAAACUUCGUAAACCGAUCAACCACAACCAAUAUAACUGAAAAUCCAUCAGAUAAUGGCAAACCUUCAAUGAAAUCCAUCGAGAUAUCUUUCCAUGCCUCCCGAGGAAUUGGUAGAGGCCGCAACAGCCCUUGGCUGGAGCAUUUUUCAUGCUUGGCCUGCUGACAUGUGAUGCACUGCUUCACAAAAUUAGUGACAUCAUUCUUGAGUCCCACCCAUGUAAAAGCCCUCUUGAUUAUUUGAUAAGUGGCUUGAAUCCCUGAACAGCCACCUACUGCAGAAGAGUGCAAUGCAGCAAUUAUCUUAGUUUGCAAUGCAGUAUUUGAACCAACCCAGACCUUCAGCAUCUAAAGAGAAGCCUUGGUCAUUGGGAGAGUGUACUGCUAAUUCAGUUAAGAGAUCGUGAGCUUUUGCAUCAGAUUGGUAAGAAUUUAUCACCUCCUGAAUCCAUACAGGUUGACAGGUUGAGAGUGCUUGCAAUUCAACCAAAUGACCCACCCUUGAGAGGGCAUCUGCAGCUCUGUUGUCAGUCCCUUUUCUACACUGAAACUUGUACUGCAGGCCAAUGAGCUUGGUCAUUGCCUUUUUCUGAGAGAUGCUGAUCAUCUAGGUAGCAAAGACUCUUGUGAUCAGUGUUGAUAGUAAAUGGCCCUCUAAGCAAAUACUGCCUCCAUCUUUCCACUGCCAUCAUAAUUGCAAUAAACUCCUUUUCAUAAAUGGACAAUUUCUGAUUGGCAAGGCCUAAAGUUUUGCUAUAGUAAGCAACUGGCUGCCCUUUUUGGGAUAGAACUUCCCCAAUUCCCUUGUCACAAGCAUCGGUUUCAAUUUCAAAAGGUAAGCUGAAAUUGGGAAGUGCUAGAACAGGAGUAGAGGACAUAGCUUGCUUAAGGUGAUCAAAUGCAACUUCAGCCUCAGAUGACCACUCAAAGCCUUUUUUCUUUAACAAAUCAGUCAAUGGCUUAGCAAUCAGUCCAUAGUUCUUAACAAACUUUCUAUAAUAUCCAGUUAAGCCUAAGAACCCUCUAAGUUCUGUCACAUUUGUUGGAGUAGGCCAGCUGAUCAUAGCUUGAGUUUUUGCUGGAUCUGUGGCUACACCUUUAUCAGAAAUUAUAUGUCCAAGGUACUCCAAUUGUUUUUGAGCACAAGAACAUUUAAUCAACUUGGCAUAUAGUUUGUUUGCUAACAAGGACUGAAAAACUAGCUCCAGAUGAUGUAUAUGAUCUACUAAAGUAGCGCUAUAUACUAGGAUAUCAUUCAUGAACACAAGCACAAACUUUCUAAGAUAAGGUGCAAAAUAUUAUUCAUAAGACAUUGAAAGGUUGCAGGGGCAUUUGUUAACCCAAAUGGCAUCACCUUGAAUUGGAAAUGGCCAUGAGUGUCUUGAACGCAGUUUUGAACUCAUCACCCUCUGCAAUUCUUAUUUGAUGGAAUCCUGAUCUGAGGUCCAGCUUAGAAAAGAACUGAGCAGUAGCUAAUUCAUCCAUGAUUUCAUCAGCUAUGGGCAUAGGGAACUUAUUCUUGACUGUUAAGUCAUUGAGUCUUCGGUAAUCAACACAAAAUCACCAUGAAGCAUCUUUCUUUUUGACCAAAAGGACUGGAGAUGCAAAGGGGCUCACACUGGUAGAUAUAAGAUGACGGUGGCAUAUUUGAAGGAGAAGCCGGCCGGUCAGGGCUCCACGCCUUCUACACCUAGCGCUGGCAGUGGGAUGCGGUCUGCAGCUGCUAGGCUGCUCGGUACUGGGAAUGGGAGCCGGGCACUUAGCUUUGGGAGCAAUGGUGCCAGCAGGGCACACUCAGGAAGCAACCGCAUAGGUGGAGGAACUGGUGCAUCGACUAGUGCAAGUGGAUCACAAGGCAUGUCGAAUUAUGAUGGCAAGGGCGCAUACAUCAUAUUCAAUACUGCUGACACGCUCUUCAUCAGUGAUCUCAACUCACAUGACAAAGAUCCAAUAAAGUCCAUCCACUUUAGCAGCUCAAACCCGCUUUGCCAUGCAUUUGACUCGGAAGCCAAGGAUGGUCAUGACCUGCUCGUUGGGGUGUUUUCAGGAGAUGUCUAUUCAAUGUCAUUGAGGCAGCAGUUGCAAGAUCCUGGAAAGAAGCCCGUUGCAUAUCAGCAUUUCAUUAAUAAAGACAAAGACAAAGAUAAAGAUGCAACUGCAGGUGGCGCUGCCAGCAGCCGCUGCACUUGUGUUGCAUGGGUGCCAGAGCGUGAUGGCAUUUUUGUUGUUAGUCACGCGGAUGGAAAUUUGUAUGUGUAUGACAAAUCCAAGGAUGGAAACACUGAUUGGACAUUUCCAACUGUAAAGGAUCAAAGCCAGCUGAUGAUUUCACAUGCAAAGUCGAGUAAGGGUAAUCCAAUUGCAAGAUGGCACAUCUGUCAAGGUGCAAUCAAUGCCAUAUCUUUUUCGCUGGAUGGAGCUUACUUGGCCACUGUUGGGCGAGAUGGUUAUUUAAGAGUAUUUGACUUUGCGAAAGAACAGCUAAUGUUUGGUGGAAAAAGUUACUAUGGUGCACUGUUGUGUUGCUCUUGGAGUGCGGAUGGCAAAUAUUUGUUAUCAGGUGGUGAAGAUGAUCUUGUGCAAGUAUGGAGCAUGGAUGACAGAAAGAUAGUUGCAUGGGGCGAGGGGCAUAAUUCAUGGGUUAGCGCAGUUGCUUUUGAUCCGUAUUGGUCCCCACCAAAUUCUGAUGAAACUGGAGAAAAUGUCGUGUAUCGCCUUGGUUCUGUUGGUCAGGACACCCAACUGCUUCUCUGGGAUCUGGCAUUAGACGAGAUUGCUGUCCCUCUACGCCAUCCUUCUGGUGGCUCACCUACAUUCGGCAGUGGAAGCCCUUCUACACACUGGGAUAAUGCAUGCCCUCCAACAGGUGUUCUCCAGCCUUCUCCGCGGAUGCGAGAUGUACCGAAGCUCUCACCCCUUGUUGCACACCGGGUGCAUGUAGAUCCCCUCUCUGGCCUGGAAUUCACCAGCGAAUCAAUCCUCACCAUAUGCCGUGAGGGGCUAAUCAAAAUCUGGGCCAGACCCAGCCAUAGUGAAAAAAACCAGAAGCCGGAUUCUUCUGAGCAGGUCGUAGGCAACACCACUUCAAAGGAUAAGAUGGUAACAUCGUCGAACAAAGCAGGCGCUCCCAGCUCCAGCUUCAAGCAACCAUCAUCUGUUGUUUUCACAUGAUCGAAGGCUUUGUUAGCAUUUUUAUCAUGCUCGCUUGGCCAUGGCUAUUCAUCUUUUGUCACUAACGUGAGGAUUAGUGGAGCGGGAGUAGCUUGGAGGCUGCCAGCAAAGGAGGCAUGCCUUUUUUUUUUCCUGCUUCGCUGACGUCUCUGGGCUACAGAAGUGUCAUUAUUGCCACCUGUGCGGCGAAAGAAAAUAACGGAACUUGCUCAUGUACAUACACCGAUAUUGUCGUAAGAUGUAUAUUACAAGCUUACUGGUUAUGUCUGAUAUAUUUGAUUGUUCUU
Phragmites australis (common reed) is the source of this 4653-nucleotide messenger RNA. RefSeq lists its product as uncharacterized. Gene Ontology annotation, molecular function: protein binding. Lineage: Eukaryota; Viridiplantae; Streptophyta; Magnoliopsida; Poales; Poaceae. The coding region runs from base 2828 to 4366 and encodes 512 amino acids. The transcript has 11 exons. The record is from RefSeq and is a predicted model, not a curated record.